This is a messenger RNA of Vicia villosa (hairy vetch), 1532 nucleotides long. Its product is annotated as vegetative cell wall protein gp1-like. The transcript is spliced from 3 exons. NCBI's taxonomy places the organism in Eukaryota, Viridiplantae, Streptophyta, Magnoliopsida, Fabales, Fabaceae. Bases 44 to 1414 code for a protein of 456 amino acids. The record is from RefSeq and is a predicted model, not a curated record.
GAGAUAUUAUUAAAACAUAGACAAGAGAGUUUGUCAGAGAACAAUGUUUAGAAUGUCUUGGUUUGUUGUGAUAAUGUUUGUGAUUGUAACAUUUGGUGCUUUUUCUGAGGCUGCAGCUCAUCAUCAUAAGAAACCUACUUCUGCUGUUGUGGUUGGUACUGUUUUUUGUGAUACAUGUUUUCAACAGGAUUUCUCUAUGGGAAAUCGUUUCAUUUCAGGUGCAUCUGUUGAAGUAGAAUGCAAAAACGGAGACACCAUUUCAAAACCAAGCUUCAAGAAACAAGUGAAGACAAACAAUCAUGGUGAAUUCACAAUCCAGCUUCCAUUCUCAGUGAGCAAACAUGUGAAGAGAAUCAAACAAUGCAUAGUAAAACUAGUAAGCAGCAAUGAACCAUAUUGCUCCAUAGCCUCAACAUCCACAUCUUCAUCACUUCACCUAAAAUCAAAAACACAAGGCCUCCACAUAUUCUCAGCCGGUUUCUUCUCAUUCAAGCCACUCAAACAACCAAACCUAUGUAACCAAAAACCAAGUAGUUUUGUUCUCGAUUCCUCGAAAAGAUCUCCGCUUCCUCCAAAUAUCGAUCCAUCUUUUCCACCUCCACUUCGAGAUCCAGACACACCUAGUAGCGGCGUUCUUCCUUUACUUCCGCCUAUUCCUUUAGCACCCGAAAUCCUUACACCAAUAUUGCCACCGGUGUUGUCACCAUUAGUACCGAGUAACGAGGAUGAAACAAAGGAAGUUGAAUCGUCAGAUGAAAAAGUAACCAACAUUGAUUCAUUUAACUUUCCUCCUAAUCCAUUUUUAUCGCCUCCAUUAGUCGCUAAUCCGUUUCAACCACCUCCAUUAGUCCCUAAUCCACUUCAACCACCAACUCAAACACCAUUAAUUCCUAAUCCAUUUCAACCUCCUCCAUUAGGAUCACCUUCACCAUUAUCUCCGCUUCCUCCAAAUAUCGAUCCAUCUUUUCCACCUCCACUUCGAGAUCCAGACACACCUAGUAGCGGCGUUCUUCCUUUACUUCCGCCUAUUCCUUUAGCACCCGAAAUCCUUACACCAAUAUUGCCACCGGUGUUGUCACCAUUAGUACCGAGUAACGAGGAUGAAACAAAGGAAGUUGAAUCGUCGGAUGAAAAAGUAACCAACAUUGAUUCAUUUAACUUUCCUCCUAAUCCAUUUUUAUUGCCACCAUUAGUCGCUAAUCCGUUUCAACCACCUCCAUUAGUCCCUAAUCCACUUCAACCACCAACUCAAACACCAUUAAUUCCUAAUCCAUUUCAACCUCCUCCAGUAGGAUCACCAUCACCAUUGUUUCCUUUUCCACCAACUUCAUCAUCACCACCACCAAGUUUGUCAUUUCCUUUUCCUCCAUUGUUCCCUCCACGUCCUCCUUCUUCAAAGAAUGUUUCUCCUUAGAUAAAUAGGAGAUAUCUAUUAUAUAUAUGCAUAAUAAUUUCUUAUAUGUAAUGAAGUUUUUAUUCAGUUAUAUUGAAUAUGGCAUGAUGUAUAACAUGUUUUAGUGACUAAUACUGAA